AUGGAACAUCGAGCACCAUCCUCUUCUACCACUUAUAAAUGGAAGUAUGAUGUGUUCCUUAGUUUUCAUGGCGAUGAUACUCGCUCAGCAUUCAUCAGCCAUCUCCAUGAUUCUCUGUGUCGAGGAGGAUUUAGUGUCUUUAUUGAUUGUGAAAUCGGGAUCGGAGAAAAGAUCACGGAUGACCUUUUCAGAGCUAUAGAGGAAUCAAGAAUUGCCAUGGUAGUUUUCUCAGAGAACUACGCAGACUCAACAUUUUGCUUGAAAGAACUUGAAAAGAUACUGGAGUGCUUCAAGAAACAAAGCCUGUUGAUAUAUCCAGUGUUUUAUCAUGUGGAUCCAUCAGAACUACGACGUCCCAGAGGAAGCUAUGCAGCAGCAUUGGCUCGACAGGAGGAAAGAUUCAAGUACAAUCGGCACACGGUGGAAACAUGGAAGCGGAAUCUGUCUCAAGCUGCUGAAUUCAAAGGCUUUCAUCUCAAACCCAAGAUUUCAAAUGAACGAAAGUGUAUUAAAAAGAUCAUUAAGGAUGUUGCUGCUAGGAUAAAGCCGCCAGAGCGAAUUUGGGGAGCUGGUGGAAUAGGCAAAUCAACUAUUGCAAGAGCUGUAUAUAACUCCAUUGCUGAUAAUUUUGAAGGCUUAUGUUUUCUUUCUGAUGUGAGAAUGCAUUCUGAAAAUAUAAAUACUGGUUUGCCGCAUCUUCAAGAGACAUUAUUGCGUAAAUUAGUCAAGGGAAAAACAUUCAAAUUGGAUGAUUAUCAUGAAGGAAUACCAAUAAUAAAACGUAGGCUUAGCCAGAAGAAAAAGAUUCUUUUGAUUCUUGAUGAUGUUGACAAAUCACAACAAUUAGAAGCACUUGCUGGAAGUUGUGAUUGGUUUGGCUGUGGAAGUAGAAUCAUCAUCACCACUAGGGACAAGCAAUUAUUAGUAAACCAUAAUGAUGUUUCAGGCAUUUAUGAUGUUGAGGAAUUAAAUUACAAGGAAUCUCUUGAGUUGCUCAGUUGGCAUGCUUUUAAUAAAGAAGACGCGGAUUCCAAGUACAUGAAGGUUUGCAAGUGUGCAAUACAUUAUUCAUGUGGCUUUCCAUUAGCUUUAGAACUGAUUGGUUCUAGCUUGCAUGGUAAAGGAGUUGAUCAUUGGAAUUCUGCAUUGCGUCAAUUCAAAAGGACACCUCACGGACAAGUUUUUAAUGCCUUCAAAUUAAGCUAUGAUAGCUUAGAAAAACAAAACCAAGCAGACCCAAAACAAGUUUUCCUUGACUUGGCUUGUUUUUUCAAUGGUGAGAAAUUAGCACAUGUCAUUGAUAAGUUGCAAUGUUUUCAUGGAAACGAUGUAAAAUAUGCUAUUGAAGCAGUGCUGGUGGAUAAAUCCCUUAUAAAGAUUAAAGGGGAUUGUGUAACAAUGCAUGGCUUAAUAGAAGAUGCAGGCAAAGAGAUCGUUCAACAAGAAUCAUUAUAUGAGCCUGGUCAACGUAGCAGACUAUGGUUCUAUCAAGAUAUUCUUCAUGUCUUACAACAGGGCACAGGGACUAAUGAAGUUCAAGCCAUAAUUCUAGACUUACCUGAAGGGUUAGAAGUACAAUGGAGUGGAGAGGAAUUCAUGAAGAUGACAAGUCUCAAAAUGCUCGUGAUAAGAAAGAAGUUUCACAAUUUAACCAGUAUGAAUUUAAGCAAUUGUGAAUAUCUACAACAAACACCAGACCUAUCUGAAGCUCCCAAUUUAAGAGAAUUGCGGCUUGAUGAUUGCAAAGAUUUAACUACAAUUGAUGGUUCAGUUGGACGUUUGAAAAAAUUGACAGAAUUGAGUGCUAUGCGAUGUAAAAAGUUGGAGAAUUUGCCAUCUCAUCUCAAGUUGGAAUCUCUUAAACAUCUGAACCUCUUUGGUUGUUCAAGUCUUCAGAUAUUUCCAACAGUAGAGGUCGAGAUGAAAGAAAUUCAAACACUUGAUUUAGAUAUGACAGCAAUUACUGAAUUGCCAUCUUCAAUUUGCAAUCUUAUUGGACUUGAAACCUUAAAUAUGGACAGAUGUCCUAAUCUUAAGAAGCUACCAACUAGCAUUUGUACAUUACCAAACCUUUGGAAACUAACGGCAGAUUCUUGUAAAGAAAUGAGUCAUUUUGAGCAGUGUGCAGGAGGAAAUAAAGCAUGCUCAGAUUGCUCCACAAUGUCAUCGAAAAUGGAACAGCUUUUUUUCUCGAAUUGCAAUUUAUCAGAUGAAUCUCUUGCUUUCUGUCUUCCUCACUUCACUAAUAUGCAUAUUGGAAGGAUGCCGCCAAACUUGGAAAAAUUUAGUGCCGAAUGUUGCACAUCAUUGACUAAGUUAUCCAAAAGCGAAGUGUUGAAGCAGGCAUUCAACUUUCAAUAUGGGAGAAGACACUUUAUUUUUCCCGGAAGAAAACUUCCAAGAAGGCUUCAUUACUAUACUCAGGGAACUUUUGUCUCAUUUUGGGUUCGUAACGUGUUUCCAACGACUUUUCUAUGGAUUCUUGUGAAAGAUGACCAGGAUUAUGUCUGCAAUUGCAAAUUCUCAGUGCACAUCAAUGACUCCAGGAAGUCGGGUGCUAUUUCUUCCAUGCGGCUUUCUUUACAGUCAAAAAUAAAGACUAAUCACAUAUAUAUAUGUGAUCUGCAAAGCGUAUUUCACGAUACUGAACUCCCCCAUCGAGAUAAGUGGAAUCAAGUGAAGGUUUCCGCCAAGAGCACAAAAGAAAUUUAUUUCGGCGUUCAUGUAUCAAAUCUAUCAAGUAACUCAGAAAAUAUUCAACUCAUGGAUCCUAGAAGAUACAUAAUUGAUCACAACAGCUUGUUGCAAAAAAUACAAGAACAAGAAGAUUUGGAAGAAUUCGAGGAAGACAUGAAUUUGGAUUCAGCCUACUCAACAAAAUCUGCAGAAUCAACUGAGGACCCCAUGUAUUAUCACGAGAGAGAUAUUAUGAAGACGCUUCGACCUUAUUGGGAUGUAAAAUGUUUGAAAGUUGGUCGUCGUUCCUACGAGAACUUGGUUGAGUUGCACCAGAUUGACUGCAAAAACCGUGGGAGAAUUGCUCCCCUCGGGCAACUACCUUCUCUUAGGUCUUUAACUAUUGGAGGAUUACAAGCGUAG
This is a messenger RNA of Neltuma alba, 3099 nucleotides long. RefSeq names its product TMV resistance protein N-like. The transcript is spliced from 8 exons. The record is from RefSeq and is a predicted model, not a curated record. Bases 1 to 3099 code for a protein of 1032 amino acids. Lineage: Eukaryota; Viridiplantae; Streptophyta; Magnoliopsida; Fabales; Fabaceae. Gene Ontology annotation, molecular function: ADP binding. Gene Ontology annotation, biological process: signal transduction; defense response.